UUGUUUAUUAGUGAGUUUUAAACAUAGACAGUAUAAGAACGGUUUUAAGAAGACAGAGCUCCAGGAGCCCUCAGCAGACGUCAAGCUGGCGACCGGAGCAGGAAAGAAGGGCAAGAAGGCCAAGGAGGAGGAGAAGCCUGCAGCACCUCCUGCAGCAGCAGUCACCGCCGCAGCAAUGGAGGAGGAAGGGGAGGAGUAUGUGGUGGAGAAGGUGUUGGACUGCAGAGUGGUGAAGGGAAGAGUAGAGUUUCUGCUGAAAUGGAAGGGGUUCUCAGAUGAGGAUAACACAUGGGAGCCACAAGACAACCUGGACUGCCCCGUCCUUAUCACCGAGUACAUGCAGAAACACGAGGAGGAGGAGGAGGAGGAGGAGGAGGAGAAGAAGGAGGGCAAGAGGAAAGUUGUGAGUGAGGCCUCUGGAGACUCAGAGGAGCGACGGAGCAAGAGGAAGAAGGAGGAGGUGAGUGAAGGAAAGAGGUUACUCCAGACUGAAGAGUCCCAGAAAUCUAAUGCGGGCCCCUGCCUGAGUGGCUGUACACUGUCAGAGAGAAGCUGUGAAGCUCUGUCCUCAGUUCUCAGCUCCCAGUCCUCUAGUCUGAGAGAGCUGGACCUGAGUAAUAACGACCUACAGGAUUCAGGAGUGGAGCAUCUGUCCUUUGGAUUGAAGAGUCCACAUUGCAGACUGGAAACUCUCAGGCUGAGUGGCUGUACAUUGACAGAGAAAAGAUGUGAAGCUCUGGCCUCAGUUCUCAGCUCCCAGUCCUCUAGUCUGAGAGAGCUGGACCUGAGUAAUAACGUACUGCAGGAUUCAGGAGUGAAGCUGGUAUCUCCUGCACUGAAGACUACACACUGCAGACUGAAAACUCUCAGAGAGAAGCUGUAA
Perca flavescens (yellow perch) is the source of this 883-nucleotide messenger RNA. RefSeq names its product heterochromatin protein 1-like. The record is from RefSeq and is a predicted model, not a curated record. The transcript has 6 exons. NCBI's taxonomy places the organism in Eukaryota, Metazoa, Chordata, Actinopteri, Perciformes, Percidae. The coding region runs from base 176 to 883 and encodes 235 amino acids. Gene Ontology annotation, molecular function: protein binding.